UUUAGACAGACGGCGCCACCAUGUGGACCCUGACCAGCAGAAGUCGUGUUUGGGUUCACUUAACGAUAUUGGCUCGAUCUGUCCCUCCCCUCGCGCUGAGGCAGCAGGCUGCUGAAGCUGACCCUCAGGGGUCAGCCGUGGUGGUCAUGGAGAGCCCCUCCUCGCUGGAGGUCGCUAUUAGUGCUGGAGCUCCAGCAGUUCUGAGCACUUCAGCAGCGGGAGCCUGACUGCAAGGGUUCAGUGGAGGACAACUCAGUCUUUUUCCUACAGAUGUUGCCUUCAAACCUGUUCCCAGAAAUGGGCUUGGGGAUGUCUGGUGUCACUGUUUUCCUCUGCUUCUUCACACUAUUCCUGCUGAUUGUCCGAGUCCAUAAGCAGAAAACCCUGCAACGGAAUUGGCCUCCAGGUCCCAGGCCAUGGCCUGUGGUGGGCAAUCUCUUCCAGAUGGGGGAACAGCUGCACCUCUCCCUCACCAGCCUGAGGACCCGCUAUGGGGACGUUUUCCAGAUGAAGAUGGGCUCCCUGGCAGUUGUGGUGCUGAGUGGCCACUCCACCAUCCGGCAGGCCCUGGUGCGGCAGGGUGAGGCCUUUGCAGGCCGCCCAGACCUCUUCACUUUCUCAGCGGUGGCCAAUGGCACCAGUAUGACUUUCAGCGAGAAGUACGGCGAAGCCUGGAUGCUCCACAAGAAAAUCUGCAAAAAUGCCUUGAGGACGUUCUCGCAAACCAAGGCCCAGAACUCUGGCGCCUCCUGCCUGCUGGAGGAGCGCAUCUCUGCUGAGGCAGUGGAGAUAGUGGAGGCCCUGCGGGAGCAGGGGGAGAAGGCAGGAGAAGCAGGACUAAACCCAGCCGCACUGCUGGUCACUUCUGUGGCUAAUGUGGCCUGCGCUCUCUGCUUCGGGAAACGUUACAGCCAUGAUGACGAGAAGUUUCUGACCAUAGUCGACGUUAAUAAGGAGGUGCUGCGGCUCUUUGCGGCAGGGAACCUGGCUGACUUCUUCCCCAUCUUCCGCUACCUGCCCAGCCCGUCUCUGCGCAAGCUGGUGCGGUACAUCCGUAGGAUGAACGGCUUCAUGGAGGACAACAUCAAGGAACACCUCCUUACUUUUGAUAAGAACUGUAUCCGUGACAUUACUGAUGCCCUGAUAGCGAUGUGUGAGGAUCGGCAGGAGGACAAAGAGAGCGCUGUUCUCACCGACUCACAGAUCAUUCACACCGUCAUCGACAUCUUUGGUGCAGGGUUCGACACAAUCAUUGCCGGCCUGCAGUGGAGCCUGCUGUAUCUUAUCAAGUUCCCGCACAUCCAGACCAGAAUCUACCAGGAGAUCGAUGAUCAGGUUGGGUUGAAUAGUCUUCCACGAUUCGAGGACAAGCCAAAAAUGCCAUACAUAGAAGCCUUCUUAUAUGAAGUUUUUCGCCAUGCAUCAUAUGUGCCCUUCACCAUUCCUCACUGCACUACUGAAAAUAUCACACUGAAUGGAUACUUCAUCCCCAAAGACACAUGUGUGUUCAUCAACCAGUAUCAAGUGAAUCAUGACACGGAGAUCUGGGGUGACCCUGAAUCAUUCCGUCCGGAGCGCUUUCUCAACCAGGCCAAUCAUCUUAAUAAAGACCUGGCCGAAAAGGUGAUGAUCUUUGGGAUGGGGAAGCGUCGUUGUCUUGGAGACAGCUUUGCUCGUCUGGAGAUGUUUGUGUUCCUGACGACCAUCCUCCAGCGUCUGCGCAUCGAAAACCUUCCAGGUCAAGAGCUCGACCUCAGCUCUUGUUUCGGUCUGACCAUGAAGCCCAGACCUUACCGGAUUAUGAUUUCCUCUCAGAUGUAGAUGUUCAGUGUUCCUCUCUUAUUAUCUGGUUACAGCACUGACUCAUACCAGCACCACGUCUGGUUCAUCAUAACCAGUCACACUGCUAAACACAGCUUUUAACGUUUUCUACCUCUGAGACACAAGAAUCAAGAGAUUAUUGGUUUUUAUGACUUUAAUAUGUUCUUGUAACCAACUAAGGCUUGCAUGACUUUUUUGGAAUAGAUGUAUUCAUAAGUCAUGCUGAAACAUAUUCGUGUGUAAGCUUAAAUGAGAUUAAGACUCUCUUAGUACUCAGUGUUAAGAGAUUUGUAUGCUAACAGAGCUUUCAGUUUGUGAUGAGUUUUCAAUCUCAGUUGAAAAUCUAAGAACAAUGAACAUUAAGUUUUCUUAUGAUUUCAUUCCUAUUAAUUAACUCACCACUGCUAAUUAGAACUAUGGCAAAGGAUGCUUGAUGGUAAGAUGUAAAGACAGUUGUUUAAGAAAAUAAUCAUAUUUAGAUUUGUGUGAUAUUUGAUGAUGUACAAUGGAUGCAAAUCUGUUAGAGACCCCUCAUCUAUGUUUUUAUCUUCCAGCGUCCAUUACGUACAAGUUUUUCAUUUUUAGGGAGAUAUUACUGAGGAGAUAAGGAAGCGAAGAGUCAAAGGAAAUUGGGAAAAAAACAGCAACAAGAGUUGCCAAAACUGUGCAAGACCUGGUAGACCACCAAAAGGACACUUAAAGCUUCCUUCUUUGAGAGAGAGGAGAAAAUCAAGCUAUGAGUCUGAAAGGACAUGUAGCUGUCAAGAAACUGUUAGUAGGAAAUACAAAAAAGGGUCAUGUUUAAUUUUGAUGGUCCCUUUUAGAGGAUCUGUGAUUGGAAGGUCGCCGGUUUGAUCCCCUGAGUCGGCAGCACGUGACUGAAGUGCCCUUGAGCAAGACACCUAACCCCCAACUGCUCCCCAGGUGCUGUGGAUAGGGCUGCCCACCGCUCUUGGCAAGUGUGCUCACUGCCCCCUAGUGCAUGUUCACUAGUGUGUAUGGGGUGGUUUACUGCACAGAUGGGUCAAAUGCAGAGGUGAAUUUUCCCCGUUGUGGGACUAAUAAGCGACUCUUAAUUUUAAUUAACCAACCUAAUGGUUAUAGUUGAUUGACAGCAACAUUACGGUCAGGGUUAGGAUUAGGGUUAAGUUUAGAUUUAAUAGAAUUUUUCUAACUCAAUGUUCAGUUGCAUUUAACAGAUAUUUAGUUAUCUACGGGUGCUUUAGUAAGCUACUGGUGAUUCAAUGAUGUUAUGUGAAUGUGUUUGGGGUUACUUGGAUGGUGAGAUGCAGAAGUUCUUCUAAGACUGAACUUGAGUUGUUGAGGCUUCUGUUUAAUUUUCUGUUAAAUAUGUUUUUUUUUUUUUUUUACUGGAAAUUAAAUA
Molecule: messenger RNA, 3205 nt
Organism: Pygocentrus nattereri (red-bellied piranha)
Lineage: Eukaryota; Metazoa; Chordata; Actinopteri; Characiformes; Serrasalmidae
Product: cytochrome P450 1A1
Exons: 8
Coding region: 271-1821 (516 amino acids)
Biological process (GO): progesterone metabolic process; hormone biosynthetic process
Molecular function (GO): iron ion binding; heme binding; oxidoreductase activity, acting on paired donors, with incorporation or reduction of molecular oxygen, reduced flavin or flavoprotein as one donor, and incorporation of one atom of oxygen
Source: RefSeq, a predicted model, not a curated record